Molecule: messenger RNA, 1610 nt
Organism: Anopheles cruzii
Lineage: Eukaryota; Metazoa; Arthropoda; Insecta; Diptera; Culicidae
Gene: Gint3
Product: UBX domain-containing protein 6
Exons: 1
Coding region: 1-1308 (435 amino acids)
Cellular component (GO): cytoplasm
Molecular function (GO): protein binding
Source: RefSeq, a predicted model, not a curated record
AUGGCACCAAGCAAGAUAAAGAACUUUUUCGCAAAGAAAAAGGCCGAAGCCAAACUAAAGUUUGGCGGCGCUGGACCGGGUCGAAAGCUUAAUUCCGCCGGUCCGGCUCCAUCCUCCUCGAAAUCGGCCGCACCGACGCAGCACGAUGUGUACGUGCCGCCGAAACGGAGCGAAAUAUCGGCCGAAGCCAAGGUAGCUGCCGCUGCCGCCCUGGCACGGUUCGAGGGGAAGGACAAGAAAGAAUUCAACACGUCGCUCGCGGCCAUCCGGGCACAGGUUCGCAAAGAGCUGGAGGCCGAAAAGAAAGCCAAAGAAGCGGAAUCUGCCGAGCAGCAGGAAGAGCGACAGGAGUCGGAGUCUCGGAAAGAUUUCGCCGUUCAGGGCGUUUACUUCCGGUGUCCGAUGAUCGACGACGAGGUGCUGCCGCGCAAGGAGUGGAAAGGAAAGAUCAAGGAGUUCCUCUACGAGCAACUGGCGGCCGACCGGGGGCUCACCGCUUGCCUCAUCAUCUACAACUGCAACCCCAAAGAGAAGGCCGAAGUGUGCAUCGAAACGCUGACCAAGUGCAUCGAAAACAUCAUAAACCACCCGAACGAGGAGAAGUACAGAAAGCUUCGGAUGACCACUCGGACGUUCUGUGACAAGAUUAAGGUGUGCGACGGUUCGAUGGAGUUUCUGCACGCGGCCGGCUUUGCCGAGAUCGAACUGGACGGUGAACCGCAUCUGAUCUGGUCGGAAGAUAACAUCGACCCGGACUGUUCGGUGGAAAUGCUGCUGGAGGCCCUCAAAGCGUCGGAACCGAUUCACCUUGAGCUGGAUCGCAACCUGCAGGUGCUGCUACCGUCACAAGUGAAACGUAGCCAUCUGCCGCCAGACUUUUUCCGCAUAUCACCCGAGGAACUGAAACGGGAACAGCAACUGCGCACCGAAGCACUGGAACAGGCGCAGAUGCUCAAGACGAAGGCUAUGCGCGAAAAGGAGGAACUGCGUACGAUCAAUCGGUACAAGUUUUGCCUGUUGCGCGUACGCUUCCCGAACGGUGUGUACCUGCAGGGGACAUUUAACGUUUACGAGAAACUCGCCCAGCUGUACGAGUUCGUGCAGUCCUGUCUCAUGCACGAGUCGGCCGAAUUUAGCCUCGUACCGACCGGAGGCCAGAAAUGUUCUGGACCGGAGGAGAUGAACAAAUCACUGUACGAUCUCCGGUUCGUGCCGACGAUGGUGUUUAAUUUUAACUACGAGAACGAGUCGAAGGCACUGACGGACUUUCUGAAGGAAGAACUGAUGUUACUGAUUCAAUCAUUCUAACUCUCUCGGGGCCUUCGAACUCGAUUAUUCGAUCUGCGAGUACACGACGCCACCGGUGAAAGUGAUUCUAGCUUCUUGAGAAGAUCGUUAGGUUUGCUCGUCGAUGUGAUAGUCACGAGCAAAGGCGGAUGUGGUGGUUCAUUAUGUGUGAAGUUAAAUUAUUUUUGUUAUCAAUCCAACUAUCCGGCUAUCCGCGUUGCGUAAGUAGCAGCAGCAAUGUUCCAGAGUCCGAGCAGAACCAGAGAGUGUACCAACUAUUAGGUGUGUAUAAUUGUAAUUGCAAAUAAACAUGAAACGUUCAA